Meloidogyne enterolobii is the source of this 609-nucleotide messenger RNA. NCBI's taxonomy places the organism in Eukaryota, Metazoa, Nematoda, Chromadorea, Rhabditida, Meloidogynidae. The record is from the annotation of a GenBank genome assembly.
GAAAUGAAGUUGCUUUCAAUUAUGAUCCUCCACAAAAAUCCGUCUCUUGGACAAACAAAACUUCUUAAAGGAGAAUACGAACUUGGAAGCUUCAGUUUCUUUACUAAGCGUAAUGCACAGGAAUUUAUGCAAUUCACCGCAAAAUUGGUUUCUGACCGUUCAGCCACUCCCAGUCGAAGUACAAUUAAAGAAGGGGAAUAUUUUGUGCAUUGUUUUGUAAGGCAUGACAGUUUGGUGGGCGUCUGUUUGACUGAUGAAGAAUAUCAAUCUCGUGUAGCCUUUGCACUUUUAAACAAAGUUUUAGCUGACUUUUCUGAUCGAAUUCCUCAAAGUUCUUGGGCAUUAAUUCAAAGUGAGAGGGAUUGUAAUUAUGACCAAUUGCCAAUGUUUCUUGCAAAAUGGCAAAAUCCACGGGAAGCUGAUGCUCUUACUCGUGUUCAGGAUGAAGUAGAAGAAACUAAAGUUGUUUUGCACAACACAAUGCAGUCAGUUUUGGAACGUGGAGAAAAACUUGAUGAUUUAAUUAAAGCAAGUGAAAAUUUGUCUGAUCAAAGCAAAAUGUUUUAUACGCAAGCGAGGAAAAUGAAUAGAUGCUGCAAUUAUGUUUAG